Rhineura floridana is the source of this 2468-nucleotide messenger RNA. Its product is annotated as butyrophilin subfamily 2 member A2-like. NCBI's taxonomy places the organism in Eukaryota, Metazoa, Chordata, Lepidosauria, Squamata, Rhineuridae. The transcript is spliced from 7 exons. Gene Ontology annotation, molecular function: protein binding. Bases 433 to 1491 code for a protein of 352 amino acids. The record is from RefSeq and is a predicted model, not a curated record.
UUGCUCAAAAAAUUUGGCUUCCUUCCCAUUUUGCCUGCUCAUCUGUUGGCAGUUGAUAACAUGGAGAGACAUGGGAACCCCAGAACAGUAACGUAACAGCUAUCAGACAAGGAAAUUAGAGGCUGGGUUCUUUACAAAAAGAGUUCCCCCUCGCUUUCUCCUCCCAGUAUAAGCUUGGCAUGAGGACCACCUAACAGGGAGAUGCCAACUGACUGAUAAGAACUUUCUGAACAUCAUACCUCUUUCAUCUUUUCAUUGACGGCUUAGUCCAGCUGUGAUAAUGUAAAAAAUAGAGGGCCCUCUAAUAGGGGAGAAUCAAGGGGAAGAAAAUCAAGAAAUUGAAGCUGAAGGCAAUCCAAGAAAUCAGUGGCAAAUAUUCUUCCACAUAAGUUUGCUUUGUCUCCCAGUGGCCAGCAUAAGAAAAGAAAGAAAAUGAAAGCAUCCUCCUUCUCUUCUGAUCCAGAAAUGAGUUCCUUCUUAUUCAUUGUCACCCUUUUCUUUGUUAUUAUACCACCUAUAAAAAAUGUGGCCCCCGCAUCAGGCCUUGCUCCUCUCAUUUCCAUUGAAGGUUAUCAGGACAAAGGGAUCCGAGUGGUUUGUCAAUCCAGUGGUUGGUUCCCGAAGCCUGAGAUCCUGUGGAGAGAUCCUAAAGGGAGGCAUCUGCCUUCACUGGCUAAAAAAAUUUCCAUGGAGGACAAUGGGCUGUUCAAAGUACAGAAUGACAUCAUUCUAAUGGGAAGUUCAAAUCAGAACUUAACCUGUGUUGUCAGGAACAUCCUCCUUAACCAGGAAAAGGAAUCAACUAUUCAUAUAGCUGAUCAUUUCUUCCCAAAGAUCUCUCUGUGGAUAGUGGGUCUGUGUGUGUCCCUCAUGGCUGUGCUUGGCUUCAUUAUCUUAGUUAUUUACCUGUUUAAUAUAAACAGAAAGCUUGCUGCAGAACUGAGUUGGAGGAACAUGGUGAUGCCAAUAGAAAAAGCAAACGUAACUCUGGAUCCAGACACGGCAAACCACGACCUGAUCCUGUCUGCAGACCGGAAGAACGUCAUACAAGGCUUCAUGUGGCACAGCCUGCCUGACAAUCCCCAGAGAUUUAAUGCCGAGCGCUGUGUGUUGGGAAGGGAGGGGUUUUCUUCAGGAAGGCAUUACUGGGAAGUGGAGGUGGGCGAGGAAGGGUACUGGGCUGUGGGGGUGGCUAGAUAUUCUGUGAAGAGGAAAAGGCGGCUUAGCCUGGACCCCAAGGAAGGGAUCUGGGCUGUGGAGAAGUGUCGGAUCCAAUACCAAGCUCUCACCAUCCCCAAGACCCCUCUGUUUCUGCGGAAGAGACCCAGGAAACUUGGGAUUUACUUGGACUAUGAGAUGGAGCAAGUGGCAUUCCACGACGUCUAUCACAAGGCACCCAUCUUCACAUUCCUCUCAGUUGCUUUCAAUGGGGAGAUGAUCUAUCCUUUUCUGCAUGUGGGGGUGGGAUGCUGGCUUAAACUGUGCCCCUGAGACCUUCUUUGCAUAAGGAUCAGUGAGCAAAGUAGACAUGACACAGCCAUCACUGACACAGAAUUGGGUCUUCAAAGGUCAUUUAGUCCAACCCCUUGCUGAUGCAAAGGAUCUACUACUAACGGUGGCCAUUGGUCAGGGAUGAUGAGAGAUGUCAUUCAGCAACACCUGAAGGGCUACACGUUGGCCACCCCUGAAUUGAAGCUUUUAAGCUGAGUAAUUAACAGCAUAAUCCUAACCAUAUUUACUCAGAAGUCAAUAGAAUUCAAUGGGGCUUAAUCUCACACUUACCUGGAGCUAUGUCCCAUUACAUUCAAUGGGAUUUCUGCGUAGAUGCAUAUAGGGACUGUGCAGUAAAUGCAAUACCCUCUUAUCAUUGAGGUAUCAGUUUAAAGCCAUUUUAUUCUCUUCAGUUUUAAGCAAGUAACGAUAUAUUUGUCAUUUGUCGCCUACGUAGUUUACUGCUGAUGGUUCUAUUACUGUCAUGUGUCUUUUAAUAAUAAUACUUAUCAUUUGUAUAAUCUUUCCAAGAGUUCAAAGCACUUCACAUGUAUUAUGUAUUUGUAAUCCUUAUAACAGUCCUGUAAGUAAGACAAGGAUGGGCAACCUAAGGCUCUUAGCUUAAUUUCAUGUGGCUCUCAGACUAAUUUCACAAGCCCUCUGCAAGUGAUCAGUUCACAUCUUUGGCAAGGUGAUCUCCCCCACCUGCAGGGAAAAAGAGGGAGAGAAAGUGAGAGAAGGAAAUAUCAGCUGGCCAAGGUAAGUUUUAAACCAGGGACUUCCAGAUUCAUCCCUCAAGUCAUGUAGCCACUACACCAAACCAUCUCUUACAACGCUACCUCUCAGCUUGUUUAGAGACUGAUUACUUUAAUUUGUGUGCAUUUUAUCUGACACUGUUUUGUUUUGGAUUGUAAGAUAUCCUGAAGUCUUUCCAAUGGUACCAGGAUAUAAAUGUUUAAAUAAAGAAGUUUUUUUUA